CGUCCGCGAGGGAUUUGGCCCUAUGGAACGGCCUUCUGACCGGCGUGUCAUCGAGGCCCCUCUCACUGUCGGUUUGCGCACAUCACCGCCAUGUGGAUGAUCUUCAUUCUUUCAGCGAGUCGAACGAUCGGGGCCCCCGGGGCGCAUCCACGUGAUGUCACUGGGUUUCUCAGUUUCCCCUCAGGGUUAGUGGAUGCCACCUUGUCAUCAAUCCCACUAUUUCCCCUUCAUGAACGAAGAGAAGACAAAAAAGGCCCAUCCUCAGGCUCACGCGCUAACACUAGUAAUGAUCUAUUUUGGACCGGGCGCGGAUCUGAUCAAGAGCAGGAGGAUGUCGGUCAAUGCCGGAUUUGCCGAAUGAGGGCAAGGUUGUCGCCUAGGCGUUUUUUGCCCUCAAAUUGGCCCCUUCGUUCUUCCCUCUCGUCUUUCCCCUUUUACCUGGGUUCCUCUUCGAUGGUCCAAUAAUGCCCACACGAGGAGCUGUGGCUAUGGGCAGGCGCAGCAAUGGCUGGUUGCAGUCCUGAAACGAUGGGGUCGUUCUCACCUGUGUUUCACCUAUAGCCCCCUCGGAUGCUGGGGGAUGAUCUCAUCUAGUAAUCAACCCUGCCACUGAAUCAUGGAUGAUCUAACCGUCAGCAACGGGUGAAUUGGCAUCCAAAAUGUCCGUGUCCUAAUUCAGUUUGGACCCAUUUUGCA
Messenger RNA from Aspergillus eucalypticola CBS 122712, 696 nucleotides. RefSeq lists its product as uncharacterized. The coding region runs from base 91 to 465 and encodes 124 amino acids. The transcript has a single exon. Lineage: Eukaryota; Fungi; Ascomycota; Eurotiomycetes; Eurotiales; Aspergillaceae. The record is from RefSeq and is a predicted model, not a curated record.